AUCAUCGAUUUAGAAUUGAAUGUACCAUUAGCAUAGUACAGUAUCCAUCUCUUCACUUGUUUGCCAAUCUGUUCCCUCGUUCUGCGCAGGAUGUACGCGUUGCAUACGAAUCGUAUGUAAAACUGUUAAGACACCACGUAUGCACGUGCGUACAUAAGAGACAAGUGGAAUUGCAUGAGAAACAAGAAUCCGCAAUUCAAAUUACAAUCGCGGGAAAUGUGGAAAUUCAAACGUCGUUAUAAAUUGGUCGUUUGACGUUGCCGUACGAAUUUUAACACGUGUCUUGAACAGCCCGUGGAAUUAGAUAGUCUUAGGAACAAAAAAUUCUCACAGAAAGACAUUUCUUAUAUAAAAGCCAUUGAACCGACGUAUCCCCGACAUUGACAAGAGGCCAAGUAUAAUAUAGAAUAAAUGACUCUUACGGUAACAAAAAAGGUUCUUCGAUUCGAUCUAGAAACGCGUGAUUUUAUUCGGAUUAAAUUCAACAACACAUCUGCGCAUGCGUGGAACUGCUUUAGUCGUUUCUCUACAAUGUUUUUAUUUAGAAUCGAAUACACGCAAAUUGUAACGGUUAACAAUUAGCCAUUUUAAUUCGCAAAAUUAUUCCGGAACGUUGCCAACGUUAAGUACAUGAAAAUUAAGAGGCUAAAUUCUACGUAAAAUAUGGGUGAAAGUAGUUUGAUACGCUGAGACUAUUUACAACGCACUCGGAACGCAAGUCAGGAAUAAAAUGGUGUAAAAAGAUGAUACAUCAGGCAGGAACAAUUAGCCUUAAUUAAAGUCAAGUAAUUAAUACCACAGUGCAGGCGCGAAUUCACCGAGUUUCUACAGGAUGCGACUCUCGAGAUAUUUUAAUGGCGCGUGCACAUAGACCACAAGGCGACGACCCAAUAUGCGACGUAUGAACUCUUGAUACUAGAAACUAAUACAGGUCUUACUGAAAUUGUUCUACCUGUCUGCGUAGAGCAUUCAGUACAUUUUACCAAUGUUACAAGUGUCAAUAAGUCUUGUAUACGAUAGCAAUAACUAUAUAAUAUUGUUAUUUGGAAAAUAAUCCACUAAAUAAUACUUGUCACGAGGACAGUAAAGGAAGUUAAUUAUUUCUAGGUACCUUUAUCAUGCGAUUGACAGUUCUUAUUAUUUUUUAUAUUGAAUGGUUAAAUGCGAAUUUUUAAUGAUUAAAGCAACACGUCAGCUACGUUAUUUAUGUCUUAUUUUGUAUAUUCUUAAUGCGAGUCUCUCUGCGGAAGUGUAACUUAUGUAAUGGCGGAUGUCACUACACGCUGCACCCUACAGACCAUGGCCAAUUUAAUUCGGCUUUCUUCCUUGGCAUGAAUAUCUUUCUGCGUGACUUUUCAUAAUGAAUGAUUCUUCUUCUUUAUAUAAUGUCACUUUGAUGUAGAAUGCAAGUGAGGCGCUGGAUGUCAAUUACAUUGUGGCUGAUUGUCUCGGGUGCAUCGCAGACGCACGCUUCCAUUGGCGGGUGGGAAGGAUGCAGUGGAAGACUGGAACGUGCACUAGAUGCACUUCACAGGGAAUCAUCGCGUAGAAUUCGAAUUGACGACGAGGACGCUGGUAUAAUUUAUCAGCAGGAAUUGCGAUCAGCUCCUCUGGAAAUGUCUGUGUCUCGUAUUGCUGUUAAGUUACCACAAGAUUUGAGGGUCAGAGGAAGUCCAUGGGCUCACGUGGAUCGUUGCAUUUAUGAACCAAACAGCAAUUCUCUUGAGACACGUUUAGUUUUCAAUGAUUUAUCAGUUUCCGGUUUGGUAUCCCUGCUACCAAGGGAUUAUCGUGCUCCAAUACCAGCUGAAUCCUGUAGAAUGACUUUGAGAUUACGUCGAGCCGGUAUAGAGUUCUACACAAGUCCAAUUGCAAGGGGCAGAGGCCAAAUGCGUAUCCGUACCGAGUCCAGCUUCUUAGAGCCAAGAUUUGCCUCUAUUUAUGCAUAUGGCUGCCGGCCUACUCGACUGGAUAAACAAAUUAAAAGGCAGGAUAAGUGGCCGCCACAGCAACCCUUGAAUACCCAGCAUACUGACGAUGAUGAGUUGACAGUGGUGCCAGUAUCUCCGAGUGAUAAUUAUGAGGCUGCUGAACCAAGAGAAUUGGUAGGUGCCUCCAAGGAAGUAGAUGUCGCAAUUGCUAAUGAAAGCAGACAAGUUCGUGCACUGUACAUGCCAGAAGCUCGUUUAGGUCUCUGGAAAAAGAAUGAUUGGAUUACAAGACCAUCUACAAGGACAAAACGAUCCACCAAGGAUAUAACAUCGGAUUUAGACAUUGAACCUGAUACAAAGACAUACCAAGCAGAGUCCACCAGGAGUCGAAGAUCUGUCGAGGACAUUACACCAAGAGACUUCGCCUUAGCUCUGGCUAAGAAGGCUAGGUCACUUCUCAUCGACAACCAGAAUACGUCUCAGGUCGUCAAUGGCAACCUGGAUUCGUCGAUUUCGCUUCACGAAAAAGAUCCACCGUCCACCAAGUCUAAUAACGUGGAUGAUCACGUCUACCUGAAGGCAGAAUCCAUAACAAAUUACAAGCGGGAAACUACGGAGACACCUAUUCAAGAGAAUCCUGGGGAAACAAGAGAGCUGCUACUGGAAGAGGAUAUUGAUGAGGUACCUCUGGCUGCUUUGGAAUCCGAAGGACGUGGUUGGCAGUCGAGGGAAGGAGUUGCCAGAGAAAUGGAGGACGUCUUCCUCAGAGGUGCCAGUCAGGCUCUCACCAGCUAUAUCGAAAGACAACUUCAUCCUGCUAUCAAAGAGACCCUUAUGCUUUCUAUGGGAUACACAAUUAGUUAUGGAUAAGGUAAAAUUAUUGUAUUUAUUUUGAAUGGUUAUAUCGACAUGAUUUUGAAUCGACAUUCAUAUUUUUUUUUGAAGAAUAAAUUAUUUGGAUAGACACAUGAGCCAUUAUGUGCGUUUAUUUGUAUCGUAACGCGUAUGUGUUACAACAAUGGGAUUUGUUAACUGUUUAUUUUUGCUCAAUACGUUCGUUUAGUUUCACGAAAAAAUUCCUUUCUAACUCAUUUGACUGAAUUUGCACUGUUUCUGAAAUUUCACGUUCACUCCUCUUUGUUAACAACACUGAAACUACACUUCAAUUAUUUUGUAUAUUUUUCUUUUUCAAAUGAAUAUGCUAACAUGUUCAAUAGUAUAUUACUAACUCUACCAUAGAAAUCAAUAGGUCUAGAGACUAAGAAAGUGCAAUGUACUAUUAUCAACAUAAAAUAGAUAUUUAUUUUAGAUUAGAUAUAUCUUGGAUUGUAUUCACUGUGUUGUUUUACAAAUAUAACUUAGCGAAUAUUUUUUUCA
Messenger RNA from Cephus cinctus (wheat stem sawfly), 3308 nucleotides. RefSeq lists its product as uncharacterized. NCBI's taxonomy places the organism in Eukaryota, Metazoa, Arthropoda, Insecta, Hymenoptera, Cephidae. The transcript is spliced from 4 exons. The record is from RefSeq and is a predicted model, not a curated record. The coding region runs from base 1404 to 2801 and encodes 465 amino acids.